This is a messenger RNA of Dicentrarchus labrax (European seabass), 2765 nucleotides long. RefSeq names its product zinc-binding protein A33-like. Lineage: Eukaryota; Metazoa; Chordata; Actinopteri; Moronidae. The transcript has a single exon. Gene Ontology annotation, molecular function: protein binding. The record is from RefSeq and is a predicted model, not a curated record. The coding region runs from base 1796 to 2392 and encodes 198 amino acids.
UUAGUAAGUACUAGUAAGUAGUAAGUUAAAGCAUUUUGUGAUUCGUUUAAUUUAUUUCAGAUUGUUGACAGUCCUGCUAGACCUAAUAUGAAAUGUCCGGAAAAAUCCUCUUUAAUUGAUCUCAUUUUAACCGAUGUUCUUCAUAAAUAUUCUGCUGCUUCUGUUUUUGCCAAUGACAUCAGUGACCACUGUGUCAUUGCAACAGUAAGAAAUACAAAAGUUCCUAAAACUAACCGCGUGUCAUCAUAAAGCGGGACAUGAAACAUUUUGUGGAGCAAGCAUUUUUUCAUGACCGGUUUCUAUUUUGCUUGGAGAAAAUUAAUGUCAUUUCUGAUUUGAAAAUGCCUGGAAAUUCUUUUAUGAUGGUUUUAUUGAAAUUGUUAACAAGCACGCUCCUUUUAGGAAGUAUAGAAUAAAGGGCAGGGAUAAUGCAUGGUUCACGCCAGAGUUAUCCAAUUUCUCCAUGAGCGCAAUGUGGCAUGGUCUAAAGCCAGGAGUACUGGUCUUGGAUCAGACUGGCUGCUCUUUAGGCAGCUGCGAAAUGCAAGCACAGUGGCAAUUAGAAAAGCCAACGCUGAUCAUUUCCUUACUGAAACUUCAAAUAACCUGUGUGCCACAGGGAUCGGUUCUAGGACCUUUAUUUUUUACUAUUUACAUUAAUUGUCUGGAUUGUAAAGCCCCGAACACAAAUUUUCACUUUUAUGCCGAUGACACAGUGAUAUAUUGCUCUGCGUCUACCCAAAAUCAAGCUCUCUGUCAGCUUCAAAUUGCUUUUAACACUGUGCAAUUUAAAACUUGUUUUAAAUGCUGACAAGACAAAGCUCAUGCUGUUCACAAAAGCUAAAUCAAAGCCCUCGGACCUCCCUCCUAUAACCACUUUGCAGGGCUCUAUCACUGAAUCUGUGUCUCAAUAUAAAUAUCUGGGAAUUAUAAUUGAUGAUGCUCUCUCUUUUAAACCUCAUAUCCAGCAGCUUUUGAAAAAACUAAAGAUAAAAUUAGGUUUUUACUUUAGAAACAAAUCUUGUUUUUCUUUUGAAGCCAAAAACAGACUUGUUGCUGCAUCCUUUUUGUCUGUGUUGGACUAUGGUGAUGUUUUAUAUAUGAAUGCAUCUUCAAAAUGCCUACAGUCUUUGGACAGGGUCUAUCACGGAACACUGAGAUUUGUUACUAAUUUUAAAACCCUCACGCACCACUGCUCUUUGUAUGCUCGAGUUGGAUGGUUUGUCCUGUCCACCCGCAUACUCCAUCACUGGCAUAUCCUAAUUUAUAAAACUAUCCUCGGUGUUAUUCCUACAUACCUGCAGAAGUAUGUAAUUCAGAAAAGCACAGGAACUUAUCAGCUCCGCUCUGAGGACUUGUUUUUACUGACUGUGCCUAGAGUCCAUACUGAACUGGGGAAAAGGGCUUUUAGUUAUGCUUCUCCUUUUUCAUGGAACCAGCAGUAGGGAAAAUGCAGACAGAGAGAUAGCAGAAGGUGUUCAGGUCUUCACGUCUCUGAUGGAGUCUGUUGAGAAAGGCCUGAAUGAGCUCAUCAAAACUAUAGAAGAGAAUCAGAGAAUGAAACAGAAACUAGCUGAAGACUCCAUCAAAGAGCUGGAACAGGAAAUCUCUGAGCUGAAGAAGAGAAGAACUGAGAUGGACCAGCUCUCACUCUCUGAAGACCACAUCCACCUCUUCCAAAGCUUCCCGUCCCUGAAGGAUGUCCCACCCACCAAGGACUGGACAGAGGUCAGUGUCCCUCCAUCAUAUGAGGGGACUGCGGUGAGAGCUGUGGCUCAGCUAGAGGAGUAAAGAGAUGAAGAAACUGUUUAAUGCUGAGCUGAAGAGGGUCCAGCAGUAUGCAGUGGAUGUGACUCUUGAUCCCGAUACAGCACAUCCCAACCUCAUCCUGUCUGUUGAUGGGAAACAAGUGACUAAUAGUGAUACGAGUAAGACUCUCCCAGACAAUCCACAGAGAUUUUCUCAUUGUGUUUUUGUCUUAGGAAAGCAGAGUUUCUCUUCAGGCAGAUUCUACUUUGAGGUUCAAGUUAAAGGGAAGACUAAAUGGAAUUUAGGAGUAGUCAGAGAGUCGAUCAACAGGAAAGGAGAAAUCAGUCUGAGCCCUCAGUAUGGUUUCUGGACCAUAUGGUUGAGAAAUGGAAAUGAAUACACAGCUCUUGAUUACCAACAUGUCAGUCUCUCUCUGCAGUCUCAGCCUCAGAAGGUGGGGGUGUUUGUGGAUUAUGAGGAGGGUCUGGUCUCCUUUUAUGAUGUAGAUGCUGCAGCUCUUAUCUACUCCUUUACUGGCUGCUCCUUCACUGAGAAACUCUACCCAUACUUAUGUCCCUGUAAUAAUGAUGGUGGUAAAAACUUUGCCUGUCUGAUCAUCUGUCCUGUCAAUCAAACUGCCUGAGUUUCUUUAUGAUCAGCAAGUUAUUGAACAAUAACGCUUUGCCAACAAUACACAUAAAGAUAUUAAGAUCGUAAGAUUUUACAUCCACAGCGUAAAUAUAUUCCCAACAAAGUUUUUAUACUACAAUACUGUACAGCAUAUGUAUAAAUGUACAUAUUUGUACAGGUUAACCUUGUUUUCAUCUGAAUAUAUUUGGUUAUUGCUUCACCAUUUUUGUCAUUGUGUCUCUCAGUGUGUCGUAAAGAGAACAGAAUGAGUCACUGUUAUAAAGGUGGGUUUGUUAAUAUUUGUAAGGUUUGUUAAAGAGAAAAUAUUUUUAUUCACUGUAUCUGUUUUCUUCAGUUAUGUAGUGAGAAGUCAUUUAGUAAAUGAG